AUGACGAUGGGACGGGGUCGGACGAACAAACGGACCGGCUUGUCCCAACCAUCACCCCCAAUUCUCGAUGAACCCAACUUUCCUCUCGCCUCGGUAGAACAAUCGAGCCGUAUCAUCAAGGACCAUGAGAAGGAGAUUGCCGAGGCCUGCGCUCAGGACUUGAACAAGCCGCGCUUUGAGACUGAAGUCGCUGGGAGCGACUGGCUGCUCAACGACAUUGUAUUCACCACUCGCAACCUACAUAAGUGGGUGAAAGACGAGAAGGCCCCUGACAUCGAUCUCAUUUUCAAGUUCAUGAGGCCCCAGAUUCGGAAGGAUCCCCUUGGUUGCGUGUUGGUGAUCGGGAUCUUCUUCACAGGUGGUGCUAAUGUCGGCCAUAUCAUCGCCAAGGCAGCGGCACUUCACUUGACGCCUGUGGUCCUUGAGCUAGGUGGUAUUAACCCAGCCAUCGUCAGCAAGACUACUAACCCCCGCCUCGUUGCGUGCCGCAUGCUUUGGGGCAAGGUUGUGAACGCCGGCCAGCUUUGCACUUCACAGAACUACCUGCUUGUCGAUAGGUCUCUUGUGCCUCAGGUGGUGGCGGAAUUCAAGAAGGCAUAUGAGGAGUUUUACCCCAAAGGUGCUAAGAUGUCGUCUGACUACUCACGCAUCAUAAAUGCGGGCCAUUUUCAGCACCUAAAGUCUAUGCUUGACAACAGCAACGGCAAAAUUUUGGUUGGUGGCGCCAUGGAUGAGAAGGACCUCUUCAUUGAGCCCACAAUUGUCCUAAGUUGA
Monascus purpureus is the source of this 774-nucleotide messenger RNA. The record is from the annotation of a GenBank genome assembly. Lineage: Eukaryota; Fungi; Ascomycota; Eurotiomycetes; Eurotiales; Aspergillaceae.